AUGGCGGCAAAAGUUUCCAGAAGGUCUUCUUCAUCUCGCUUCGAUAGGUCUUCUUCAUCUCGCUUCGAUAGGUCUUCUUCAUCUCGCUUCGAUAGGUCUUCUUCAUCUCGCUUCGAUAGGUCUUCUUCAUCUCGCUUCGAUAGGUCUUCUAUAUCUCGCUUUGGUGGGUCUUCUUCAUCUCGCUUUGGUGGGUCUUCUUCAUCUCGCUUCGGUAGGUCUUCUUCAUCUCGCUUCGGUAGGUCUUCUUCAUCUCGCUUCGGUAGGUCUCCUUCAUCUCGCUUCGGUAGGUCUUCUUCAUCUCGCUUCGGUAGGUCUUCUAUAUCUCGCUUCGGUAGGUCUUCUAUAUCUCGCUUCGGUAGGUCUUCUAUAUCUCGCUUCGGUAGGUCUUCUAUAUCUCGCUUUGGUAGGUCUUCUAUAUCUCGCUUCGGUAGGUCUUCUAUAUCUCGCUUUGGUAGGUCUUCUAUAUCUCGCUUUGGUAGGUCUUCUAUAUCUCGCUUUGGUAGGUCUUCUAUAUCUCGCUUUGGUAGGUCUUCUUCAUCUCGCUUUGGUAGGUCUUCUUCAUCUCGCUUUGGUAGGUCUUCUUCAUCUCGCUUUGGUAGGUCUUCUUCAUCUCGCUUUGUGGAGUGUAAGACGGCGAUCCAGGCAAUAGAGGCGUUCUUCCUGGACCGCGGGGACCUCGUCGCUCAAAGACUCGGUGAACACUACCUGGCCUGA
Molecule: messenger RNA, 714 nt
Organism: Ornithodoros turicata
Lineage: Eukaryota; Metazoa; Arthropoda; Arachnida; Ixodida; Argasidae
Product: antho-RFamide neuropeptides type 2-like
Exons: 3
Coding region: 1-714 (237 amino acids)
Source: RefSeq, a predicted model, not a curated record